AUAUAAGAGUAUCAUCCCGAGCGCGUUGACAUCGCUUGGGUCUUCUGGGAGUGUUUCCAUGGGAACGAUGGCCAUUCACGUCGAUCGGUGUAUGAACUUGGGAAGCAUUGCCCGCCGAGACAUCCUCUUCCGUCGUCGUUUAUACAUUGUCGUAAUGUACAGUGAUGGGGCCACCAAACACCGCAGCCCAGCAGUGGUAGUCACAGACGAUACCGCGAUCUUUGACUUCAACGUAGAAUUUUCGCUCUUCCCUGAACACCGUGCGCUUGACAUUGAGAUCUUUGAGAAACGGCGCGUGAGCAAAGACUCACGCGUAGCCACGGGACAGAUCAACCUCACACGCGUCUACGGCCAAUGCUGCAAAAGGAAAGACGGCGAACCGUUUGAGUUGAGUGCGCCGUUGGUGUUGGAUGGUGCCGUGAUCACACGCACAGACACCACUGAAAUGAACAGGAGUAGCUAUCAGGAGAAGACGAACAAACCCACACCACCUAGUAAGUACAACACGUGGGAUAUAAAGACAUACAUGAGUGUGCACAAUGAGUGGCUGCACAACACGUCAUUGCCCAAUGAGAUGGCCCGUAUGAAUCUAUCGGCGAAUAGGAAUCGAAGUUUAGGUACGAUCUAUUAA
Sphaeroforma arctica JP610 is the source of this 631-nucleotide messenger RNA. RefSeq lists its product as hypothetical. Lineage: Eukaryota; Ichthyosporea; Ichthyophonida. The transcript is spliced from 6 exons. The record is from RefSeq and is a predicted model, not a curated record. Bases 59 to 631 code for a protein of 190 amino acids.